UAUUCCUAGUACCAAAGUUUUUUAUUUGAUUAAUUUAAUUUGCACCUUCUCAGUAUUGCAAGGGUUCACGGUUAUUAACUUCAGUUGGAUUAGAUAGAGACUUUCCGGAACACAUUCUUAUGGAGAUACUCUACUGUGAAAGCGUGAAAUGCUUUUGCAUAAUAACUCGAACAUUAUGGUGAGAGUAAGAAGUCACGAGGAAGUUUGAUGUUUAAAAAUAUACAAGCUGAGCUCAUCUCAGCCAUGAUCCAUUAGGCUAAUUCAAACCUCAAAAACCUCACUGUGAUUAUCUGGCAGUGCUGCAGUACACCAUUGAUGAAUAACUAUGCCUCAAUCCCAACCGUGUUAGCAUCUGCUAUAUGAUCCUAAGUAUCCACUUUGCUCCAUCUGAACCCAUCUCAUUCCUAUUAAAAUUUUCAAUGUCAGAUAAGAAGCAACUACUUUUCAGUUUCUUUUAAGACUAGAGUUGAAACAAUAAUGAACAUAAUAAAUUUUAGAGCAGCAGCAGGCCGUAUACUUUUGAAAGUCGCAGCUUAGUCCCUGAAAAUAUUUGCAAAGGUGAGAUUGUCUACCAAUUAAGCAGCUCGUCACAAUUGUUUGUAUCCUUUUUGAGAGAGUGUCUAUCGGCUUGGGGCUUUGUUUGGGCUUGGUUUUGGCCUUAAGUGGUGGCUGUAGGGGUUGAUGGUGGAAUAGGGUCAUGUCCGAGGGGGUUGGGGUUGGGGCUGGCUUUGCGUGGGGGUGAAGAGAGGCGGUCAGGGGUAGGUGUGGGGUCUAGGUCGGGUGUUAGGGCUGGGGCGGUGAGUGGUGAUAGAGAUAGGGAGAAGCGAGAGUAGAUAGGUUGAGGGUAGGGUCUUGGAAAAUAGGGAUCCUUCAGGGUAAGUUCAUAGAGCUGGUGAAGAUUCUUAAGAGGAGGAAGAUUAAUAUUGCGUGUGUUCAGGAGACUAAAUGGGUAGGGUCUAAAGCUAGGGAUGUGGAUGGGUAUAAGCUGUGGUACUCAGGGAGUGACAGGUGUUGGAAUGGUGUGGGGAUCUUAGUGGAUGAGGAGCUUAGAGCGCAGGUGGUGGAGGUAAAGAGGUUCAGUGAUAGGUUGAUGACGAUCAAGUUGGUCAUUGGGGGGUUUACGCUGCAUGUGUGUAAUGUUUAUGCUUCGUUGGUGGGCUUGGGAGAGGAGGUGAAAGUGGAGUUUUGGGUGGCUUUGGAUGAGGUGGUGAGAGGCGUGCCUAGUUCGGAGAGGAUUGUCAUAGCGGGGGACUUCAAUGGGCACAUUGGGGUUGUGCCGGGAGGUUAUGACGAUGUGCAUAGAGGUUUUGGUUUUGGUGAUAGGAAUGAGGAGGGAGCACCUUUGUUGGAUUUUGCGAGGGCUUUUGGGUCGGUGGUGGUGAAUUCGAGCUUUCCGAAGGAGGAUCACUUGAUUACCUUUUGAAGUGCGAUAGCUAAGACUCAGAUUGACUUUAUGCUGCUAAGGAGGGAGGAUAGGGUUUUAUGUAAGGACUGGAAAGUCAUUCCCAGUGAGCAUCUUUCGACUCAGUAUAGGCUCCUGGUGAUGGACUUGUUUAUGAAGAGGAGCAAGAAGAGAAGGGUUGAGGAGGGUCGGCCUAGAAUUAGGUGGGGUGGCUUGACGCCAGAUAGUGUGCUGAAGAUAGAAGAGAAAGUGGCGGUUUUGGGGGUGUGGGAUUGUAGGGGAGACGUGGAUGCCAUGUGGGAUAAGGCUGCCAGUUGCAUCACGGAGACUGCUAGAGAAGUGUUGGGUGUUUCGAGGGGUCGGGCAGGACGACAUAAGGGGGACUGGUGGUGGAAUGAAGAUGAUAAGAAGUGGAGAUUAAGAAGGGGGCGUAUGUUAAGCUGAUUGAGAGUAAAGAUGCAGAGGAGAAGAGGAUGAAUUGGGAGGUUUACAAAUUAGCAAAGAAGGAGGCUAAGCUUGCAGUUACGACAGCAAAGUAAGCAGCGUUUGAGAGCUUGUAUGCGGGGUUAGAGGAGAAAGGCGGGGAAAAGAGGCUGUAUAGGCUUGCUAAGGCUAGGGAGCGGAAGGGUCGGGAUCUCGACCAAGUGAAGUGCAUUAAGGGGGAGGAUGGUAGAGUUUUGGUGGAGGAUGCCCAUAUUAAGAAGAUAUGGCAGGAGUAUUUUCAUAGGCUUUUGAACGAGGAAGGGGACAGAGGCAUUGAGUUAGGUGAGCUGGAACAAUCGGAGGAGAGACGUGAUUUUAGUUAUUGUAGACGCUUUAAGGUUGAGGAGGUUAGGGAAGCUAUUCGUACGAUGCGGAGGGGAAGGGCGACGGGGCCUGAUGAGAUUCCGGUGAAUUUUUGGAAGUUUUCUGGUAGGGCAGGGUUAAGGUGGUUAACUGAUUUGUUUAACGACAUUUUCAAGACGGCGAGGAUGCCUGAAGCCUGGAGGUGGAGUACGAUGAUUCCUUUAUACAAAAACAAGGGGGACAUUCUGAGUUGCACCAACUAUAGGGGUAUCAAGCUGCUGAGUCAUACUAUGAAGAUUUGGGAGAGGGUGGUGGAGCGGAGAUUAAGGAAGAUCGUGUCCAUUUCAGAGUCAGUUUGGUUUUAUGCCCGGUCGCUCGACGACAGAGGCAAUACACCUGGUGAGGAGAUUGGUGGAACAAUAUAGGGAAAGAAAGAGGGAUUUGCACAUGGUGUUCAUCGACUUGGAGAAGACUUAUGACAAAGUCCCUAGGGAGGUUUUUUUGGAGAUGCUUAGAGGCAAGAGGGGUCUCGAUGGUGUACGUCAGAGCUAUUAAGGACAUGUACGAUGGAGGAAAGACUCGGGUGAGAACGGCGGGAGGGGACUCGGAGCAUUUUUCAGUCGAGACAGGGUUGCAUCAGGGUUUGACUCUUAGCCCGUUCCUGUUUGCGUUGGUGAUGGAUGUGUUGACGCGACGUAUUCAAGGGAAGGUGCCACGGUGUAUGUUGUUUGCGGACGAUAUAGUGUUGAUUGAUGAGAUGCGAGAGGGUGUGAAUGAAAAAUUGGAGGUUUGGAGGCAAACCCCGGAGUCCAAGGGGUUCAGGUUGAGUAGGUCCAAGACGGAGUAUAUGGAAUGCAAGUUUAGCGACUUGAGGCAGGAGGACGAUGUGGUGGUGAGACUGGAUUACCAGGAUGUUUGUAAGAGGGAUAAUUUUAAGUAUCUUGGGUUUAUGAUUCAGGGGAAUGACGAGAUUGAUGAGGAUAUCUCUAACCGUAUUGGAGCAGGUUGGAUGAAGUGGAGGCUCGCCUCGGGUGUGUUGUGUGAUAAGAAGGUGCCACUUAAGCUUAAAGGCAAAUUCUAUAAAGUGGCAGUCCGUCCAGCUAUGUUAUAUGGAGCAGAGUGUUGGCCAGUCAAGAACUCCUACAUUCAAAAAUUGAAGGUGGCGGAAAUGAGAAUGUUGCGUUGGAUGUGUGGACUUACUAGAGGUGAUAGAGUUCGGAAUGAGAUAGUCCGGGAGAAGGUGGUAGUGGCUUCGGUGGAGGACAAGAUGCGGGAAGGAAGGCUGAGAUGGUUUGGGCAUGUGAUGAGGAAGGGCACGGAUGCCCCAGUUCGUAGGUGUGAGAGGCUAGCGUUGGAUGGCUUUUGGAGGAGGAGAAGUAGGCCGAAGAAGUACUGGAGGGAAGUGAUUAGACAUGAUAUGGAGCAGUUACAGCUUACUGAGGACAUGACCCUAGAUAGAAAGGUGUGGAGGUCGCGGAUAAGGGUAAAAGGUUAGGUCGCGUGCGUGGGUUGUAGCUAGUAGUAGAAGAGCUCAUGUAUUGCUGGGUUAGUAAUCCCAGGAUUGUGUCCAUAGGUGGGGGUCGUACUUUCCGGAUGCCAUAUUUCUUAUCUCUUAUUUCAUAUUGCGCUUAUUUAUCUUAUUUCGUAUUGCUCUGAUUUCUCUUUUAUUUUUAGUAUGUCUUAUUCCUUUUAUGUUAUGCCACCAUCAUGCUUAAUGGUGCACUACGCUCUUGCUUACUAUUCUCUAUCUUGAGCCGGGGGUCUAUCGGAAACAACCUCUCUACUUCUUUGGAGGUAGCGGUAUGGACUGCGUACAUUCUACCCUCCCCAGACCCCAUUUUGUGGGAAUACACUGGGUUUGUUGUUGAUGUUGUUGUCAGUUUAGUACUUGAACCAUUUGCAGAGGUGAGAUUUGCUCUCAGUUAAGCAACCCGUACAAGAUUGUUUGCUUCCUUCAGUUGUACCUGUUACAUUUGCUAAAAAGCUAGGUGAUCAAAGAGAUCCUUAAUAAAGAUGCCAGCUGGAAAAAAGGUCACUCUUUUUAAUUUUGUUGAUGAUCAACAAAAACAUAAGCUAUAAUUAGUUCAAGGACUGGGCUAUUCUGUGACUUCCUUUAAAUUUUAGGGAGUUCUUCUAUCUGCUGCUUUACAUUAUUCUCCAACUACUGAGAUUAUGCGGCUCUGGAAGCUUCUCAAAAUCUCAUUUAGCUGGUGGCAAGGAAGCAGUAUACAUCAAUGAGAGGCAAAGACAUAAAAAAGAAAGAAAAUCCUCGAUGCUAUUUAGUUGCCCCAAAAUUGGAAUUUCUCCCAUCCUCACAGUACUUGCGUUUCUCUUGUUUCAU
Molecule: messenger RNA, 4529 nt
Organism: Capsicum annuum
Lineage: Eukaryota; Viridiplantae; Streptophyta; Magnoliopsida; Solanales; Solanaceae
Exons: 1
Coding region: 2664-3683 (339 amino acids)
Source: RefSeq, a predicted model, not a curated record